AUGAAUGUUGGCGUAGCGCACAGUGAGGUGAACCCCAACACUCGGGUCAUGAACAGUCGAGGGAUCUGGCUGACCUAUGCCCUCGGUGUUGGAAUGCUUCACAUUGUGCUUUUGAGCAUACCCUUCUUCAGUGUACCUGUGGUGUGGACUCUCACAAAUGUUAUACACAAUUUUGUAAGUAAUUUCUCUUCUCACGCUUUAAUAACCUAUUACCAGUUUGUCCUUCUUACUUUCAGCCAUAUCAUGGUAAACCCCCCCCCCCCCCCUCCCCCCCCCUUCAAAGUUGGUGCCUAGACAAUUGUUGCUUCAUCAAUGCAUUGGUCUCUCAUUGUUCCUUGCGGAAUCUGUUUAAUAAAGAAACAAGGUCACUGACUCACUAAGUUUAACUGUUGUCCCCAUAUUGGAAAGGUCUUCUGUAUUACAGCAGUAAAGAAGGCCGUUAAAAGGGAACCACAAUAUUCUGCUAUUUUAGUUCAGCAGCUUAUUGUUUACUGUAUCUUUUGCUUGCCAGCAAGUGCUAGUUCAGCUGGUAAAUGAAUUUUUUUCACAGACCCUUUUAUUCAUAGAAUGUAGCAUUCUCAUUCAAAUGACCUUAUGUCCUCAGUGCCAAGUGUUGUAAAGGAACUUAGGAAGUGAAUACCCAGAACAUAACACACUCCAAUGUCCCAUUUAUGACCUAGUAGUUAAUAAAGUAUCAGUUGAGGUAAUUGUGAGAGGCUUUGCACCAGUAAGCAGAUUUCACACGCACUCCACUUCUUAUCAUAAAUACAGUUCUGAUUCUAUCCCAGCUCUUUCCAUGGAAUGAUAAUUAAAAGAUGUAUAAUAUAAUUUUAAUGAACCAAAAGGACAUGUAGUUGUGCUGCAACAUCUACCCUCAGUCUCUGGCACCAUUUGCUACGUUAUGAUUAGUUUGUCUUGUCUUAGUGGACUGUCUCUCGCCGUCAAGAUUUGGACUCAUUCACUGUAUCUGUGUCUGUCUUGCAGGGGAUGUAUGUCUUCAUGCAUGCAGUGAAAGGCACUCCGUUUGAGACCCCAGACCAAGGAAAAGCCCGGCUCCUGACACAUUGGGAACAGUUGGACUACGGCGUGCAGUUCACAUCAUCCAGAAAAUUCUUCACCAUCUCCCCAAUCAUUUUGUAUGUCGCCUCCCGUCAUUUAGAACAAGAGGUUACAUUUUUGUCCAUUGGCUUUAGAUACCCAUUUAGCAUCCAGUGCAGAAAUAAUUGCAAACUGUAUGGGAUGGUUUCCCGGACACAGAUCAAUCCUAGUCCUGGACUAAAAAGCACUUAAAUCCUCCAUUUGAGAAUGCGUUUUAGUCCAGGAUUGGUUUAAUCUGUGUCUGGGAAACUGGCCCUAUAAAUUACAACUGUUGACCAUGUUGCAGAGCUUUUUUAACUGACACAUUUGCUAACUUGUCUUGUUUUUUUCUCCUAGAUAUUUUCUUGCAAGCUUCUACACGAAGUACGACACAACACACUUUGUCAUAAACACUGCCUCCCUUUUGAGUGUGCUGAUCCCCAAAUUGCCACAACUACAUGGAGUCCGCAUCUUUGGCAUCAACAAGUAUUAA
Messenger RNA from Coregonus sp. 'balchen', 1570 nucleotides. The record is from the annotation of a GenBank genome assembly. Lineage: Eukaryota; Metazoa; Chordata; Actinopteri; Salmoniformes; Salmonidae.